This is a messenger RNA of Salarias fasciatus (jewelled blenny), 3247 nucleotides long. RefSeq names its product carbohydrate (N-acetylgalactosamine 4-0) sulfotransferase 8 (gene chst8). The coding region runs from base 26 to 1438 and encodes 470 amino acids. Gene Ontology annotation, biological process: carbohydrate biosynthetic process; proteoglycan biosynthetic process. Lineage: Eukaryota; Metazoa; Chordata; Actinopteri; Blenniiformes; Blenniidae. The record is from RefSeq and is a predicted model, not a curated record. Gene Ontology annotation, cellular component: membrane. Gene Ontology annotation, molecular function: sulfotransferase activity. The transcript is spliced from 3 exons.
AGUCAGCGCCUGACUGCGCCACAUCAUGCUGUGGAUGAAGUGGAAGAUGGUGGGGGACUCCCUGCGAGGACGGAGAAGGCGACUGCCCUGCUCCCUCUGGUUCGUCCUGCUGUUCGCCGCUGGAGGCCUGGUUCUCUUCAUUCACCAGCAGGAUCUGUCAGAGAUGGUCCAGCAGCAAGGCCCAGGCGUGAAGCUCGGAAGCAAUCCGCGGCAGUCCAGAGAGACACUCUCCACUCGGGACAGAGAGAGGGGCAAAGCUGACAGUUACCAGGACCUCCAAGUGGCAGAGGGCAUCCUGUCCAGCCCCAUUCCGCCCAUGCAGUUCCCACACUUUGAGAAAGUACGACAGACAGCCACUCCUGGAUCUCGAGAGCAGGACAUCGGCUCACUUCACGUCUCCAAAAGACAACGCAAACUCCUGAAAACGAGCCCCCCAUUACAACACUCUAAAAAUGCCUCCCUUUCUCCAGCUUCUGCUUCUUCCUCUGUUUCCUUAGUGUCCUCCUCCUCCUCCUCCUCCUCCUCCUCCUCUUCCUCCUCUUCAGUUUUCUCUUCUCCUCUUUCCUCAUCCUCUGCUUCUGGAUUUUUCUCCCCUGAGAGAUGGAGAAAGCUCUAUAUCAUCUUAGAAGCCCGCCAGCAGCUAAUGAAGGAGAUCUGUGCCAAGUACAAAAGCAGCAUCUCUAAAACCAUCACGCGGCAUCAUGUGAAACAUCUCUUUGUGGAAGACAAAUACAAGCUGUUGUACUGCCAGGUACCCAAGGCGGGCUGCUCCAACUGGAAGAGGACCCUGAUGGUCCUGGCGGGCCAGGCCUCCAAUACACAGAGCAUCAAUCACGACACGGUCCACUACGGCGACCACCUGAAGAAGCUGGACAGCUUCGACCGACAGGGGAUCAUGCAGCGCCUGGAAACGUACACUAAAGUCAUGUUUGUGCGUGAACCGCUGGAGAGAAUGGUGUCAGCCUACAGGGACAAGUUCGAGAAUCCCAACAACUACUAUCACUCCCUCUUUGGAAAACCCAUCAUCUCCAAAUACAGGGCGAACCCGUCCUGGGCCGCCCUGAAGACGGGCAGCGGGGUCACGUUUAAGGAGUUCGUCCAGUACCUGCUGGACGUCCACCGGCCCGUGGGGAUGGACAUCCACUGGGAGCAGGCCAACCAGCUCUGCAACCCCUGCCUCAUAGACUACGACUUCAUCGGAAAGUUUGAGAACAUGGAGGAGGAGUCUAACUUUCUCCUGCGACUGGCGGGGGCUCCUCCCAACCUCACGCUGCCCAGCUUCAAAGACAGGAACCCCAGCGACAAGAGGACCUCUAUGCAGAUCACAGAAAAAUACUUUACACAGGUCAGCGCGCUGGAGCGGCAGCGAGUGUACGACUUCUACUACAUGGACUACCUGAUGUUUAACUACUCCAAGCCUUUCAAGGAUUUAUACUGAUUCUUAUCAUGAUUCUUGAAUUACAGUCACAUUCCACUACAUUUCCGCCAUGAAUCUUAACACGACAGCUCACCCACGUGCUAACAGAGAGAUCAGAGAGACCCAACUUCUUCUGAAUUCCCCAGAAGCUGCUUUUCAUGACAUUUUUGCCAGGUUACCUUCAUUUUUACACCAAUGUGGCGAUGGAAUGGUUGAUGUGUUGUUGUAUCAGAUACUCUGAAUUGUCAUGAAAUGCAAGGUAUAUAUAUAUAUUGACAACCAGCAAAUGGUGGAGUGUAAUUUCAAAUUUAUAAAUUUAUAAAGGUGAAUCUUCUAAAAAACAAAAAAAAAAAAACGAUGGUUCUUGUUCAACUGGCUUUAAAUUGUGCCUCACUGUAAGUCAAGUAGUAAUUGUAAAUGUCUUAUAUAACUUAAUUUACCUUUUCUUAGCAUUCCUAAUAUCAAAAGAGAUUUGUGAGCCCAGACUCUUAUUGUGGAUUUUUUUUUCCAAAAUUGUUGAUCUCUGUUCAAAUCCACAUUUCUUAUUUUUAAUUAUUUGCAUUUACUAUUUGAUUUGCAGGUGGCGAGGCAUCAGUAUACCUCUUUGUAUCCGUGCAUACUAAUGAAGAUAUUUUCACGUGAAUGGUUUUACUAAAACAGAAUCCGGAACAAAAUACAAAAAAAAUAAAAAGUCUAAAUCUUGAAAAAGUGUGAAGCGCUGCCCACUCGGUGGCUGUGUGCACUUAUUGUAGCAUUUUUAUACUUCUAACGUUGUCGGUUAGGUCUGUGCUUGGAUUCCGUGCUUUAACGCCACACACAUGCUGUCACUCCUCCACCUCUAGAGUGUUUUAGUCGGGUGUGUUAAAUGUGUGUAAACGCAGAACUUCCAGGUGUUUGCAGGGUACAAAGUGUUGCUGCCAGUAUCUCUCAAUGCCUGUUAGUGUUGCAAUCUUACCGGUCGGUCGGUUUCUUUUACGGAACACAAUGGACUAAUCAAGUCCGGAGACGAACGCAGACGUGAGGACGGCGGUUGUUUAGAGCUGCUUUCAAACAAAGUUUCUCUUUUCAAAGCGUGUGGACUCUCCUGCAGGAGAGAGAAACAAGAGUGUGUCCAGACGUCUCCCUCUGCCGCAUCAAACGCCUCCCGAACAGUUUUCACUUGCAGAUCUCACACUGUCAACAGCUCGUCUCCUCUGUAUGUAUCACAUGUUUUUCUCACACCACCUGAUAGGCUUUUUUCUGACUCUACUGUGUACAAUUGUAUAAUGGGCAUUCAGAUGACUCUAUAUUUUUCUAUGUAUUUCUAAAAUAUAUAUCUAUAUCUAUAUAUUCAGUGCUUCAUGGUGAAGGUAUGUUGACUUCCUUUUUUCAAUGUCAUUUAUUGUUCUUUCAGUACUACCCGUGUAGAGUGUCGUGUAACUGAAGAGUUUCUUUCCAAAACAAAAAUAUCCACCAGCUGAGAAUCACAUCUCUAAACUGAAAAAAAAAAAAAAAAAAAAUUGGGUAAACCUUGCAACACAUCAUGUUUAACUGAUGAAUCCAAACCACUUGGUACUCUGGAAGUAGUGAGAGAUUUUACUAACGGAUAUCUAUAAUUUUGGAAAUUAGCUCUUUGAUUACUAAACCCUGAACUUUUUGGACUCUCAACAGAAUAACAGACCCUGUACAGCUGAGCUGCUUUCCACCCAUCCUGGCUAACCCCAUCUCUACAUCCUGAGACCCUGCUUUGUGCGCGAGCCCAGUACUUAAACUAAGCUGUUUAGGUGUUUGAUCCUUUUCCCUGCAUUUCUUUUAAGCAAAAAUACACGCACAGAAGAUGAAAUCAAAAAA